Mustela erminea (ermine) is the source of this 6453-nucleotide messenger RNA. It is a transcript of the gene EBF1, whose product is annotated as EBF transcription factor 1. The transcript is spliced from 16 exons. Gene Ontology annotation, biological process: regulation of transcription by RNA polymerase II. Lineage: Eukaryota; Metazoa; Chordata; Mammalia; Carnivora; Mustelidae. Gene Ontology annotation, molecular function: RNA polymerase II cis-regulatory region sequence-specific DNA binding; DNA-binding transcription factor activity, RNA polymerase II-specific. Bases 945 to 2759 code for a protein of 604 amino acids. The record is from RefSeq and is a predicted model, not a curated record.
CUGUGUUUAGCUCUGGGGAGAGUCAAACUGGAUUCCAUAGGGAAAGCCUGCAAAUCACUUCUAUUUUAGCAAGGAGAAAACAGAAUCUCCAUCCAGCAGGGUCCACCCCUCUCUCUUUCUCCCUCUCCUCUCUCUCUUUCUCUCUCUCUCUCUGUCUUUCCCUCCCCCCCUUCCUCUUUCCCUCUUUCCCCCCCUUCCCCCCACCCCACUCUUCCUCUCUAGUGUAUCUGUCUACGGCAACCAGCGUCCUCCUCAUCUAUACGCACUGAAAGGAAAGAAACAUCUUUGGUUGGGAGAGAAGGAGGAAAAAAAGAGAGAGAGAGAGAGAGAGAGAGAGAGGAAAAAACUUGCCUGGUUGUGGAAAAUGACACUUCAAGUAGCAAAGCCGGCAGCGCGAGUUGAGUCUAUUGUUUCUUAAAUUGCCAUCAGGGCUUUUUUUUUUUUCUUCCUGCUUCUUCAAGUGAAGGGUACCUCUACAAAAGGAAACUCCAGCCCCUCCUGUCCUCCACCGGCCUGUGAUCAUUACAAAAAAAAAAAAAAAAAGCAAAAAAAAAAAGCAAAAAAAAAAAAACAAAAAAAAAAAAAAAAAAAAAAGCACCCAAACCAAAAAUUAACCAACCAAACAACCCCCAACAGCCAAGCAUACAUCUCUAUUUUUUUAUUUUGGUCUUUUCGUUGGAUUUUCCGUUCUUUUUUUUUUUUUUUCUCUCCUUUUUUUUUUUUUUUUUUUUUUUUGGUUAUCGCUCAGUUUCGAGCGAAGGUUUACAUUUUUUUUAAAAAUUUGCUUUCCAGCCCGCCUUGAUCUUCCAGCACGAGUUCAUCGUCUCAAAAAAAAAAAAAAAAAUCUCUGGCUGGCGUUUUUCUUUCCUUUUUUUUUUUUUUUUUUUUUUUUUUUUCAAUAUUUUCAAGGGGGAGGAGAUUUUCCACAAGAAAAGGUUGUUUUCAUGUUUGGGAUUCAGGAAAGCAUCCAACGGAGUGGAAGCAGCAUGAAGGAAGAGCCGCUGGGCAGCGGCAUGAACGCGGUGCGGACGUGGAUGCAGGGCGCCGGGGUGCUGGACGCCAACACGGCGGCGCAGAGCGGGGUGGGUCUGGCCCGGGCUCACUUUGAGAAGCAGCCGCCUUCCAAUCUGCGGAAAUCCAACUUCUUCCACUUCGUCCUGGCCCUCUACGACAGACAGGGCCAGCCCGUGGAGAUCGAGAGGACAGCCUUUGUGGGGUUCGUGGAGAAGGAAAAAGAAGCCAACAGCGAAAAGACCAAUAACGGGAUUCACUACCGGCUCCAGCUCCUCUACAGCAAUGGGAUAAGGACUGAGCAAGAUUUCUACGUGCGCCUCAUUGACUCCAUGACCAAACAAGCCAUAGUGUAUGAAGGCCAAGACAAGAACCCAGAAAUGUGCCGAGUCUUGCUCACACACGAGAUCAUGUGCAGCCGCUGUUGUGACAAGAAGAGCUGUGGCAACCGAAAUGAGACUCCCUCAGAUCCAGUGAUAAUUGACAGGUUCUUCUUGAAAUUUUUCCUCAAAUGUAACCAAAAUUGCCUAAAGAAUGCAGGAAACCCACGUGACAUGCGGAGAUUCCAGGUCGUGGUGUCUACGACAGUCAAUGUGGAUGGCCAUGUCCUGGCAGUCUCUGAUAAUAUGUUUGUCCAUAAUAACUCUAAGCAUGGGCGGAGGGCUCGGAGGCUUGACCCCUCGGAAGGUACGCCCUCUUAUCUGGAACAUGCAGCUACUCCCUGUAUCAAAGCCAUCAGCCCGAGUGAAGGAUGGACGACGGGAGGCGCGACUGUGAUCAUCAUAGGGGACAAUUUCUUUGAUGGGUUACAGGUCAUAUUCGGUACCAUGCUGGUCUGGAGUGAGCUGAUUACGCCUCAUGCCAUCCGCGUGCAGACUCCUCCCCGGCACAUCCCUGGUGUUGUAGAAGUCACAUUGUCCUACAAGUCGAAACAGUUCUGCAAAGGGACACCGGGAAGAUUCAUUUACACAGCGCUCAACGAACCCACCAUCGAUUAUGGUUUCCAGAGGUUACAGAAGGUCAUUCCUCGGCACCCUGGUGACCCUGAGCGUUUACCAAAGGAAGUCAUCCUCAAAAGGGCCGCGGAUCUGGUGGAGGCGCUCUACGGAAUGCCACACAACAACCAGGAGAUUAUUUUGAAGAGAGCGGCUGAUAUCGCGGAGGCCCUGUACAGUGUCCCCCGCAACCACAGCCAGCUCCCGGCCCUCACCAACACCUCGGUCCACGCAGGGAUGAUGGGCGUCAACUCCUUCAGUGGACAGCUGGCUGUGAACGUCUCCGAGGCAUCGCAGGCCACCAACCAGGGUUUCACCCGCAACUCAAGCAGCGUGUCCCCACAUGGGUACGUGCCGAGCACCACCCCGCAGCAGACCAACUAUAACUCCGUCAGCACGAGCAUGAAUGGAUACGGCACAGCCGCCAUGUCCAAUCUGGGCGGCUCCCCAACUUUCCUCAACGGCUCAGCUGCCAACUCGCCCUAUGCCAUUGUGCCAUCCAGCCCCACCAUGGCCUCCUCCACAAGCCUCCCCUCCAACUGCAGCAGCUCCUCGGGCAUCUUCUCCUUCUCACCAGCCAACAUGGUCUCCGCGGUGAAACAGAAGAGUGCUUUUGCGCCAGUCGUCAGACCCCAGACCUCCCCGCCUCCCACCUGCACCAGCACCAAUGGGAACAGCCUGCAAGACCAGUCUUUUGUGGACUCUAGCAAGUUCUCCACUGCAGGGUCUCUCCCGGGACUGGCCUUCUCCUGAAGUAGGUCACUCAACCUUCCCUUCCUGUUGCCUGUGUCAGAGUGAACGUGUGUGGGCUGAUUAUGGGGAGUGGGUGAGCCAUGGCCUGACCAGAACCCUGAGGUUAGAGCAUUGUAGACCAAAGGCCCCAAGACGGAUGGCUGGGAACCAGAAACCCUAGAUGGUUACCAGAGUAUUCUGGUUCAUGUUAAAAUUGUUCAAUUUUGGUCCCCAUCAUGGAGUAUGGAAAAUAAGAGUCACCAAGAAUUGAGGUGACCUCUCUACUCAUUGAGGAAAAAGAACCCCACCCUUUUAAAAACAGGGCUACUGCAUCUCAAAUUUUUCUCUUGUGCUAGCACUGUUGACCUGCACAAACUCAUUCCUCUCUCACAGCAAGAAUGUGUGCUCUGGGCUUUCGAAGCCCCUACUUUACAGAUGAGAAAACUCAAGGUCAGGGAGGUUAUGAAAUUGUUUGACUUCCGGCAGUAGCGUGUGGUCGAAGCUGGCUUCAAACUCAGGCUCAAAACUUCAUCUCCUCCUUCCGUCUCCCAAGCACUGCAUUACUUAGAGGGGGUAAAAAAGAUGCACCCAGGAUUCCCAAGGUAGCUGGCAGGGAAAUAAGAUCAAUAGAAUAAUCAGCUACCAUUUAUUUAGCCCUGAACCGUGUGUCAGGCACUGUGCUCAGCAGUGACCAUGUUUUCUCGUAUUUAAUCCCCACCACCUCCUGGUGAAAUAUGAGGACGUUAUGAUCCAUUGUACAGAUGAUAACGCUGAAGCACAAGGAGAGGAAAUACCUGCCUAUAGGCAUUGCCCCUAAAUGGGGAAGAUGAAUGCGAACCUCACAGGGUCUGUGCCCCCGAGCCCGUAGCUCGGGGCUACGCGGCUCCCCACAGUGCCUUCCCGCAGUGGUCAUCAUGCCACUCUCACUGAUGGAGGUCAGCCACGGGAGGGGUCAGGAGGCCGGCAUACCCACCUGGAAUCGCUCAGCCCUGUCUCUUAUGUAUAUGUGUGUUAUGUAUUGUAUGUUAUAUAUGUAUGUUAUUUAUACAGAGCACACAUGUACUCUGACUGGAUGUUUUACUUGCUAUAAUCUUACAUUAAUUCUUCCAAAGACCCUAUGAAGUCAGUACCAUUCCCUUUAUAGAGAUAGGUAAAUUCAGGCCCAGUUUGCUCAGGGUCACAUAGCUAGUACUGAUAGAGCCAAAAUUGAACCCAAACUGCAUGAUUCCAGAACCUGAGCUCCUAAUGACUCUGACUUUCUGACUCCACACAGGCUCAGCUAAACAUUCUUCAGAAACCUGCUGGCAAAUCUGGCCAGCACAGUCAAAGUCAUGCCCGGAAUAAUAUGCUGGUGGCCCUCCCUUGAACAGCAUUGGGAAAGCCAUCUCAAAGGGCAGAGGAAGAUAAUCUGAGCUACAUUUCAGGCAACAGUCCUCACAAGGGGUCACGCCCACCGACACAGAGGGGAGCCACCCAUUCGUACACAUCUCAGACAUUUUCAGCUGAAAAUAAUGCUUUGUCACCCUCAGUACACCUCUGGCUGGCCUACUCAGGAUAUAAUGCUUAAGUGAAUCUGACUUAUAAUGGGUUUAAAUGAGGAUAAAACCUAUGGAAAUAGCAAUCUGCCAUUCUUGAGCUGCCUAUCACAACCUUCGUUAAGACAUAGAUUUCAUAUCAAAGUAAGAUAGAAAGGGGUUUGGAAUCAGCAGCUGAGAGGUGGGACGUGAGAAGCAAAGGCCCGCAGCUCUUGGGAGGUCCACAGCCAGAUCCCCGGCCUGCGGCGACUUAAGCAGGCAGCCCUUCUGCGAGGCCCCGCAUCUCUGCCUGCGUGUGCACCAAGGAGAGAUCAGGAAGGGACUGAAAACAGGGACUCAGCCCAGACAGUAGAAUGUCCUGGGUUUAGAGAACAUCCGGUGGGGUGUGUGUGUGUGUGUGUGUAUGUGUGUGUGUAUGCACGUGCAUGAGCGUCUGUGUGCAGGUGCUCUUAAGUAAUAAUGAAAUGGCUUCAAGACAGGGACUCAUGCAAAAUUUGUUCAUUUGUCACCCGGCAUUUCUAACCCAAGUCUGCACAGGUUCCAAAAGUACAGAGACUGUUCCCCCAUAUUCUGCUUAGCAGCAGGAUCGCCAUCUCUCCAUCACAUCUCUCACACACAGCUGCACAGUGGGGAGAGUUCAAGGUGAAAUUCAGGGACACGCUUUGUGCUGGAUUUGCUGUCGUGGAUGACAUUGCCCUUACCUUCUGUUUGAGCAUGUGUCCAGGAGAGUCUUUCUGCUGGUUUUUGUUUUUCCAAUACCAUCAUGUACCAAACAGCUGUGGAGGGGUGUCAGGGGAGGAGGUUUGAAUAGAGAAAUUAAAGUCGAAUUAACUGACACCGUUUUCUUUGAAGCUGUCCUGUCUGUCUUCCUGCCACUCUCACCAGGCAGGGCCCACACACCUAGGAUUGCCCUUUGGCCCUCUGUAUAUCAUUCCUGCUGCCCAGAGUGCACUAUACAAUUGCUUCUGGGGGGCUCCUGCCUGAGACUUUGGGGUUCCCCUGAAGAAAGGAACAUUGGGACAAGGGGCUCCUAGACCUGCAGCUAAAGAAUGACCUCAUCAUUAGUCUUCUACAUUCUGCUUGUCUAUGGAGAAAGUACAUGGGAGGUUUAUAGAAUGGCAGGGUGCGGGGGGACCUCCUUUUUCUACGUCUCAUUGUUACAGUGGUUUCGUUUGGACCCACCUAGUUCAGAACUGGGACCAUUAAGACAGGGCAAGUGACAGAGGAAGAGUUGGUUAAGCAAAUGGACUGUAUAAAUAAGAUCAGAGGUGACGCUUUUAGGCUGUUUGAGGGUUUUAAAGACCUGUGUACCUCCAGCUGCCCUUCUCCUGAUAGUACAUCACUCUGGGUCUUUUUAGCCAGCUCCUUAAAGACGUUUUACCCCAGGGGCCCCAUCUUGGCCUCCUCUAGUGAUUGCAUGUACGUUUAUUCCCCAACAAACACCCCGUUGCAAUCUCACAUGAUGGUGAUGGCAUUGGUCACAAGCUACUAACAUAGGAGGGCUUGUUCCCAGCCAGGCUUCUGCAUCAUCUCAUUCCCAACCACCCUUGAUGUAGGCUGCUCCCCAUUCUAUAGAUGCAGAUACUGAGCCUUCGAGCUAAGGUGGCUCAGCCAGGGUUACACAGCUAGCAAACUGGGAGAGCCUGGGGUUAAAACCCGGCGGACUGAUACUGUGUAAGCCCCUAUGCUCUACGGUCAUACUGUCGCGAAGUCACUGGGUCGGGCCCUGGUGGACUUCAAAAUCCUGGCCUUCAAAUCUUUGCUGUGUUCAAGGAAACACAGCACCACAGUAAAGUACACAGAUCUGUCUGGGAGAGGCUGGGCACCCACCUGAGGAAGUUCAGAGGAGGGAAAGUUCAGGGAGAACUCAGAACAGCCUUAUGGAGAAGGCUGCCAUCGAGCUGGACCUCGGAUGAAGGGCAAGGGGGGUUCAGGCAGAGGGAGAUGGGGGGAGAGGGCGUUUGAAGCAGAUGAUUGAAGAUGAUGGGAGCCACAGAGUCACGUGCAGUAACCAGCAGGCCAUUUGGCAUGCUGGGGCAUGGAGGCCAAGGAGUGGGGAUGAGGUUCAGUGAGGAGGUCCUUAUGUGGAAGUCAUAAAUUCCAUUCUUUCCAGGUGUAUUAUAAUUCACAAUUUCUCCUGUGGCAGGCUUUCUCUCCCAAAACCUUGGACAAAUUACCAC